GUGAAUGAGAUGAGCCAACAGGAUAGUCGGGUGAAUACUCACUCUUGACUGACUACAAUCCCAUAUACAAGCUAAAGUACAGGCAUGGCGAAUAAAUCAAUCUAUGAUUUCUCUGCUGAGACCCUGGAUGGACAGCUGGUUCCGCUCAGUAACUACAGGGGUAAAGUGCUUCUCAUCAUCAAUGUUGCCACCUUCUGAGGGUCAACAAUAGAGGAGUACCACCGAAUGAAUACACUCAUGGAAAUGUUUGGCGACCUCAACUUCACUGUCCUAGGAUUCCCCAGCAACCAAUUUGGUCUUCAGUCACCUGAAGUGAAUCAUGAAACCCUCAAUGUUCUGAAGUAUGUGAGACCUGGUGGCGGGUUUGUGCCAAAGUUUCCUGUCUUUGGAAAGAUUGAGGUGAAUGGAUUAAAUGAAGAGCCUCUUUUCGCCUAUCUAAAGGAAUCUUUGCCAUUUGUGAACCCUGUAAUUGGAGAUAUGAAGAAAUUCUACUGGUCCCCAAUCAAAGUAAAUGAUAUUCGAUGGAAUUUUGAGAAGUUUCUAAUUACUGCAGAUGGCAUGCCCUUCAAAAGAUAUGAACUUCACUGCCCCAUUGAGAAUGUGGAGAAGGACAUAGCAGAACUUCUCUAAUGGAUUUUCUUCAAUUUAUCACCGGUGGCAGAGUGACGAUCCCCCAGUAAAUGCACCCGUGCACCUGAGAUGGAUCUGAUGGGAAGAGGAACAGGCCUCAGGGCUUUAGUGCAUUCACUCUGAGAACAAGUUUCCUUCAGCCACUGGAGGGGUUUUCAUGACUAUGUUACACUUUUCUCUAAUAUGAUAGUGUCUGUUACUCAAAAAUGAAUACACAUGAAUAAAACACUAUGAUACACAUUU
Messenger RNA from Perca fluviatilis (European perch), 873 nucleotides. It is a transcript of the gene gpx9, whose product is annotated as glutathione peroxidase 9. Lineage: Eukaryota; Metazoa; Chordata; Actinopteri; Perciformes; Percidae. The transcript has 5 exons. Gene Ontology annotation, biological process: response to oxidative stress. The record is from RefSeq and is a predicted model, not a curated record. Gene Ontology annotation, molecular function: glutathione peroxidase activity.